Ostreococcus lucimarinus CCE9901 is the source of this 528-nucleotide messenger RNA. RefSeq names its product Coatomer protein complex, subunit zeta 1 (gene CopZ). The transcript is spliced from 2 exons. Gene Ontology annotation, cellular component: COPI vesicle coat. Gene Ontology annotation, biological process: intra-Golgi vesicle-mediated transport; intracellular protein transport; retrograde vesicle-mediated transport, Golgi to endoplasmic reticulum. Lineage: Eukaryota; Viridiplantae; Chlorophyta; Mamiellophyceae; Mamiellales; Bathycoccaceae. The record is from RefSeq and is a predicted model, not a curated record. The coding region runs from base 1 to 528 and encodes 175 amino acids.
AUGAGUAUCCCGAGUGUGAGUAGCAUUGUGAUCUUAGAUGACGAAGGGAAGCGGGUCGCAGUCAAGUAUUACGAAACAUUGAAGCGCGCACGAGACGUACAGUUCACGUUUGAGCGAAAUUUGUUUACCAAGUCGUCCCAUUUAAGUGGGAAAGGCGAAGUAGAACUUCUGAUUCUCGAUGACUACAUCGCUGUCCACAAAGCCAGCCACGACUUGCGUUUCUAUGUAGCUGCACGUCACGAUGAAAACGAAUUGAUUUUAGUAUCAGUUCUUGAAACUUUGUAUGAGGCACUUUGUACUCUUUUGAGAGGAGUAGUCGACAAACACGCUGCAUUAGAAAACCUUGACCUCGUCCUAUUAGUCAUCGACGAGUUAAUAGAUGGUGGGCUUAUAUUGGAAACAGAUCCGACCACUAUUGUGAAUCGUGUUUCGAUGGAAGAAAGUAUGGAGCACUCCCUUACAGAACAAACCAUUUCUCAAGCGCUGGCCACGGCUCGUGAACAGAUAUCUCGUAACUUAUUACGCUGA